AGAUGUGUUGUGUUGACUGUGGGAUAAGAAGAGAGUGGGACACCAGAAAACAAAAAAUGGUCAAUGAUUUGCAUUUGUCGGAUCUUCUUCACCUUUCUUCGUUUUCGCUCUCUUAUUCCUUUGUCUCUUCUCUUGUUUCCGAAUCCGCAGUUUCACUGAAUCAGGAUCCAUUUUGGGCUAAAAUUGGUGUUGAAUAUCUAUUUUUCUCUUUAGAGUUCUGUAAUUCGCUAGACAUUGGUCUUUUUACUUGAGGUGGUGAUUGAAUUGAAGUUGCAGCAAGGUCUUCGCGAUCUUUCUUUGCUUGAGGUGAUGGCAUCGGCGGGUGUAGCACCUGCUUCUGGAUUAAGAGAUGGAAAUGCAAGUUCAGUUGCUGUAGAUAGGUUGCCCGAUGAGAUGAAUGGCAUGAAAAUUAGGGAUGAAAGGGAAAUGGAAGCGACUGUGGUGGAUGGAAAUGGGACUGAAACAGGACAUAUAAUUGUUACUACCAUUGGUGGUAAAAAUGGCCAGCCAAAGCAGACAAUAAGCUACAUGGCUGAGCGUGUUGUUGGACAUGGAUCGUUUGGUGUAGUUUUCCAGGCAAAGUGCUUGGAGACAGGUGAAACUGUGGCUAUAAAGAAGGUUCUUCAAGACAAGAGGUACAAGAACCGGGAAUUGCAAACCAUGCGCCUUCUGGACCAUCCCAAUGUUGUUACUUUGAAGCAUUGUUUCUUUUCAACUACUGAAAAAGAUGAGCUUUAUCUUAACUUGGUGCUUGAGUAUGUUCCUGAGACUGUUCAUCGGGUGAUAAGGCACUACAACAAAAUGAAUCAAAGAAUGCCAUUGAUAUAUGUGAAACUCUAUUUUUACCAGAUAUGUAGAGCACUAGCUUAUAUUCACAAUUGUAUUGGAGUGUCUCACAGGGACAUAAAACCUCAAAAUUUACUGGUCAAUCCUCAUACCCACCAGCUGAAACUUUGUGACUUUGGGAGUGCAAAAGUCUUGAUCAAAGGGGAACCAAACAUAUCUUACAUCUGUUCUAGGUAUUAUAGAGCUCCUGAGCUUAUAUUUGGUGCAACUGAGUACACCACGGCCAUUGACAUUUGGUCAGCUGGUUGUGUACUUGGAGAACUAUUGCUUGGCCAGCCUCUCUUUCCUGGUGAGAGUGGGGUAGAUCAGCUUGUUGAAAUUAUCAAGGUUUUAGGUACCCCAACAAGGGAAGAAAUCAGGUGUAUGAAUCCCAACUACACUGAGUUCAAAUUUCCACAAAUUAAAGCUCAUCCAUGGCACAAGAUCUUUCACAAACGUUUGCCUCCUGAAGCUGUGGAUCUUGUCUCAAGGCUACUGCAAUACUCUCCAAAUCUCCGAUGCUCAGCUGUGGAGGCCCUGGUUCAUCCAUUCUUUGAUGAGCUGCGUGAUCCAAAUACUCGCCUACCCAAUGGGCGGUUCCUUCCUCCGCUAUUUAACUUCAAAGCCAAUGAGCUUAAGGGAGUGCCUUUGGAGAUGCUGGUGAAAUUGAUUCCAUCUCAUGCAAGAAAGCAGUGUGCCUUGUUUGGGUCAUAGUGUAGCCUUGUGUAAAUAUUAUCUACUCUGUCUGUAGAAGUGUAUGUAAUCUGCUUCAGGUUGUUAAUACCCCUCACCAUCCAAAUAGUUAUUUUCUGCCUGUAGAAAGCUGUUUGAGAAGAUCCUUCCUUAAAGUUGAUUUCUCUUUAGGAUUUAAUUGGUGCCCUUAUCUUCAAAAUUUAACCGGUCAGGUUUUAUUAAGUAUUAAUUAGAAGAACCAUUGGUUACUCAAAAUGAUAUACUUGAACACUAUCACAAUGUGAUCCGGGGGAGGGGAUGUUCUAAAGCUUGUUUUGAUAUACUCUCGCCUCUCCUCAAUUAUGAGAAAUUUUUCUUUG
Abrus precatorius (Indian licorice) is the source of this 1877-nucleotide messenger RNA. Its product is annotated as glycogen synthase kinase-3 homolog MsK-3-like. NCBI's taxonomy places the organism in Eukaryota, Viridiplantae, Streptophyta, Magnoliopsida, Fabales, Fabaceae. The coding region runs from base 310 to 1539 and encodes 409 amino acids. Gene Ontology annotation, molecular function: ATP binding; protein serine/threonine kinase activity. Gene Ontology annotation, cellular component: cytoplasm. Gene Ontology annotation, biological process: signal transduction; protein phosphorylation. The record is from RefSeq and is a predicted model, not a curated record. The transcript has 13 exons.